Molecule: messenger RNA, 684 nt
Organism: Colletotrichum lupini
Lineage: Eukaryota; Fungi; Ascomycota; Sordariomycetes; Glomerellales; Glomerellaceae
Exons: 1
Coding region: 1-684 (227 amino acids)
Source: RefSeq, a predicted model, not a curated record
AUGUUUCGCGUUUCGGGUCUGGUCAUCAGCGUCCUUCGACUUUUUCUUCGCGGCGUCAAAUGUCGUUUUAAGUUGGGCGCCCGGGGUAGGGUGUUCCACGUCGCAACAGCGAUGCACCCUCGACACUGGAGACCGGGUGAACGGCUAGGUAGACGGGGGGAGCUCGACUUCGAGCGAGGGAGGGGUGGGAUUGGGAAGUGUGGAUGGGUUGGGUUCAAUGGGUUGGCCAGCUGCAGCCCUGGCAGUCGACAACUGAACGCACGUGUGGAAUGCGACAGACCCGACGGGCCCACGACGGAGCAGACGUCCGGGAGAGUGGACGGCGAUGUUCAGAGAAGGGCGACGAAGAUGAUGAAGUGGACGACGAUGAGGCCAAAGACUGGAGAAGAUGGAGGGACGCUGAAGUUUGGCGGUAAUGCUGACGACGAUGCUGAGUUGUGGUGGAUAGCUUCAGGAGGUUUUGUUCCGCCAGAGGAUCCAACUACACGGAGUAUUUUGGUUUGCAGAUGUUCGAUGAAUUUUGAGCUCCAGAAGGUGACGGAGAUGGCCCAGGGUAAAUCAAGGAAGAGCCGAGAAGACCAAAGAGCUAGUGUGGGGAACGAGAGGACGAGGGACGGGAAGGGAAUCGAAGAUCGGGAUGGCAGGAGACUUUUAACUAGUCACACCCUCACGGCUCGGGGGUGA